GAAAGUUAGAUGCGCUUAGGCUUGUUUUUUGCCAUCUCGAAGGUGAUUUUUUGACUUCCUCUGAACCGGAAAAAUGUACGCAGCUGUUACGCUCUUCGUCUUCAUGUGCUUGACUGCUACCACCCAUGCAGAGCACCAUCAGCCUUGUCAUUCACCCAAUAUGACAGGAUUCAUGACUGUGAUCUCCCAAAAAGCCGGGGUGAAGGCAUUUGGUGCAUUCACUUACGAUUCAAUGGGCAAAAAACUACGGUUCAGAUCAAACGAGAGCCACCCCAUAAACACCUCUGUAGGUUUGGAUCUAUUGAUGUUUUUUGAAGAGGGAAUAUUCUACGAGAUCGACAGCAAAAACCAGAGCUGCGAGAAAAAAGCCUUGCAAUGCACGAUGCAUCCUCUAGAUGUUCCUGAUGACGCCACGUUUGUUUCUACACUACACUCUGGGAGUUCAUCCAUUGAAGGGGAGGGACUGAAAGUCAAUGCAUGGUCAGGAUCAAUGCCAGACUCGAAAGGCUACUAUUCCAUGUUUGUCACCAUGGGAUGUUUGCCUGUGACCACAUUGUACUUCAGUGAGUCCACACCAUUCUUAUUCAGCAACACGGACAUUGAACUCGAGAUCAAGGAUCCUGAUCUCCUCGUGGUGCCUUCCUUUUGCCUGGGACAGCCUCUGGAGGAGACAGCUGAAGGGACAGUAAACAGUUUCCUCAAUGAGUUCAUGUAGGUGAAUCCUCACCAGCAGAAAAAUCAAACCCCUAUCCAAGUGUGGCCUGCCAGAACUUUAGACUGUUCUCUCCUUUCACGUGUUUUCAUGUGACACUGCACUGCAUCACAUCUGUCUCCAUCACAACUUCCACUCCCCUAUGAAGAUAUGGCUUUGAAUGGAUCAUACUGUAUACAUACAUUCUGAUGUAAAGGAAAGAGAUUUGACAUGGAUUAUAGAAGUAGUCAUAAUUACUAACAGUUGGUGGCUUUUCAAGUUGGUACUGCUUACAAAACCUGUAAGAAAUGAUUAAUGGAACAAUAAAAUGUCAAAGCUGUCAAA
Molecule: messenger RNA, 1036 nt
Organism: Seriola dumerili (greater amberjack)
Lineage: Eukaryota; Metazoa; Chordata; Actinopteri; Carangiformes; Carangidae
Gene: epd
Product: ependymin-1-like
Exons: 6
Coding region: 74-715 (213 amino acids)
Biological process (GO): cell-matrix adhesion
Cellular component (GO): lysosome; extracellular region
Molecular function (GO): calcium ion binding
Source: RefSeq, a predicted model, not a curated record